Molecule: messenger RNA, 6397 nt
Organism: Pipra filicauda (Wire-tailed manakin)
Lineage: Eukaryota; Metazoa; Chordata; Aves; Passeriformes; Pipridae
Gene: MIB2
Product: MIB E3 ubiquitin protein ligase 2
Exons: 19
Coding region: 3079-5943 (954 amino acids)
Biological process (GO): protein ubiquitination
Cellular component (GO): cytoplasm
Molecular function (GO): zinc ion binding; protein binding; ubiquitin-protein transferase activity
Source: RefSeq, a predicted model, not a curated record
AAAAGUAUUAGUGGGGGAGGUUGGAGAUUUCAGGCUCGAGUGAGCUGCUGUGAAGAGACCCUGUAAUAGGAGUUCUGCUGCAGCCACCCCCACGUGUGUUCAGAAAUGAUGUGCAGAAAUGAGGGAAGUGUCCAAGUCUGAGCCUGUGCUGCUCUUUUGGAAAUUUGCAAUUGCCUAGGGAAGCAUCCUCUGGAUAGGCAAAUCUCUGUAGGGUGGAAUAAUUCACCUGAGAAGACAAUUCAAACUGCAAAACGUGUGUAAGGAAGAGAGAAAAAAACCUGCUUUUUUUGUUGUUGUUGUUGGUUUAAGCACUUCCUCUGUUUGCCUUGCUGUUCAAAUAAUGUGAUCACCGAGUUGCAUGCACUGAUUUUGCCAACUGUUUACACCACUCCUGGGUUCUGUUUGCUCUGUAUCCAGAGCAGCAGCAACCUUUGUCUCCUGUGAGAUGGAUAUUGGGUUGUUUCUAGAGCACCUUCUGCCUCUGGAGGAGUUGAACAUUGGCAGAAAUUUGCCACAGUUAUUGCAACUGAAGGUUCUGACGUGUUUUCCCUUUGUCCCAGUAAAGUAUUACUGGGAUUUCCUAGGAAUGGACUCACAGGUAUGCCUGGGCUGCUCUUUCCUGUGUCACAGUAGACAAGGUCAGAAUGUUACCUCAGGAUUCAGAAAUAUGCUUGUGUCUUAUAAUGGAGUAUUUGUUCAUAGUUGCUUUAAAUUCCCAUGGGGAAACUGAUGUUUUCUCUGUGAAUCAUUUCUGGCAGCUGUACCUAUCCUUCCCUGGAAUAAUUAUGACCUAGACAGCAUCAAGAGAGGAGUAUUUGCUUCAGUGAGUGAAACAUUUCCACUUAGGAAGUAAAUAAUGCUGCUCUGGCAAGGUUCAGCCUGCAAGAGCACUGUAAUUCAUCUCAUAAAGGUUUUGAACAGUCCUUUAUUCUUGUUAUGCAUCUCCCCUGCAGAGCAGAUGGGAAUGCAGAAUGCAUUUGGUGCAUUCUUGUGUGGAAAAUGGAAUAUUCACAUUAGGAAGACGGCCUCGGAUCAGCCAGCAAGGGGCUGGUGGGGUCUUUGCAGCCCAGACAACCCCCUUAACUGGAAUUCAGCAUCACAGGAGCACACUGAGCUAGAGCAGCAUCCAGGGGUGGUGGGAAGGGGCACAACGUGGGGGUUUGCCCUGUCUGUAGGUCCCACCUUUCUGGGCCAAGGUUGGUGCUGAGCUCCUGGACUGCUCUGUUCAGGUCACCAGCUGUCACGUGCCAGCCUGCCCCGCUGUUUCCAGGUGGCAAGGGAUUAUCCUCCUUUGUACUGCAGAGACUUCAGUUUUGUGGGUUUGUGGCACAGCCUGGAAUGUUCUUUUGCGACGGACAAUUGCUGGAACUGGCACUUCCUUCCUGGAAAUGCUGGGAGUUGUGAUGGAGCCUGUGCUGUUUCAUUCAUGCAUUCAUUCCUGGGGAGAGGAAGAAGAAGGUCCAGUGAAAUGGGAUAAAACCCUUUAGGCUGGGAAGUGUCACUCUGUCCUCAUGUAAGAUAUCUUGUGGUAUUUAUUGUUUCCUUCCCUAAGCAUGCAAUUCCUUUUCCCUCUGUUAUUACCUACCCCACCUACCCCCCUGUUCACUCGGACUAAAACAGGAAGGAUGGUGGUGGUUGUUUUUAAGGAAAAGGCCUGUAGGAAUAACUGAGCUACAUUUCUCUUGCACCUUUGCAUUGUUGGCUGCUCCCAUUUGUUUUCUCAGGCUCUCGACUGGUUCACAGCAGCCUUUAAAAAAAGCAGUUCUGCCUUUUAGUUGAAGGAAUAAAUAGUCCACUUUAGUCAUCUCUGAUCCGGAGGAAGAGGGGGAUCACACAAAUCUCAUUAGGCCCUGCAAUGCUUUCUGAAAAGGAUGUUCUUUGAUGAUUCCUGCUUUCAUAAAGGCAGUAAACACUGGUGCACCUCCAGCUCAGCAAUGUUACAUCCACCUCCACUGCUCUCAGUGAGAGUCGCCCGAGGCAUCUUUUGGUGAUGAUUAGAAGGAGAGAUGACGGGAGGUUCACGAGGACAUCUGGGUUUGAUGUUGCUCUCGUGUGACAGUUGUCUGGAUGUCACAGCCACGCGCGGCAGGAAAAGUCUGAAGCUGCAGAGGUGCUGAAGCUGAGCAGGAAUCGGCCUCUCUCUGCACGCCGGGAACAUGAUUUUGCAUCAAGCGACUCCCCCGCACGUUCAGUCGGGGCUCUGGGGCUGGAGGAAGGGCUUAUUUUUAGGUUCUUGGUGGUUUCAGUUGCUUUACUGGGUGGGUGGGGGCAUCGACAACACGUCACAGGGCCCGGAGCUGCUCCUCUUGCUGUGUCUGAGCACAUCCCUGAGCUGGGCCAGGAUUGUCACCCUGACACUUGUCACCCCGGGCUGAGCUGCUCUGUGUCGUGGCAGUGGGUGAGGGUUGCUUUUGGCACCUGCACUCUCUGGCCCUUGGCAUUCUGUUGGGUCUCAAUUUUCAAAUUUUUGAGGCAAUAUUGGAUGUUAUGGAGGGGGACCCAGCAAUAUCACAGUAGAUUUUUUCCAGGUCCUAAAUGUUGAAAGCCACGCUCUUCUUCUCUGUCUUGCUGUUGUGGUAAAGAGAGAAACCAGGGUUUGAUGAUCUGAUUCAAUUCAAAAUUGAGGAUGUGAUGCAUCUGUGUGGUAUUCACCUCAUUUACCCAUUGCCAUGGCAACAGUUGGGAAGGCUAUCCCAAGCUUUAACUGAUCCCAGCACAAAAUCUGCUCUGCUUGUUGCAGGUAAACAAUAAUAGCCCUUCCCUGUUCCUGCUCAUUGAUAAAUAGCAGGGAAAGACUGAAAUUUAUCUGACGUUGGCAAUGUUUUUAAAAACCGCAGGGAAAACAGACAAACGUUUCUUUCAAGUGCAGUUUUCAAACUUCCUGUAUCCCCAAACCGAAACCAAAACUAACUUUGAGGGCAAGUGAAACUCCCCCCUGCAGGGUUAAGGAUGAAGUGCAGUGAUAAGUGAUGAGGUGCACAUGAAGGGUCUUCCUGAAAAAUAGGCGUGCUGACCAUGCUGCUGCCCGUGCCCGAGCCCCGGCGAGGGGCAGAGCUGUAGGGGUUGCCGAGCACAUCCAUGGACGUGGAGCCCUGUGCCAGCAUGCAGGUGGGCAUGCGGGUGGUGCGCGGCGUGGACUGGAAGUGGGGCAGCCAGGACAGCGGCGAGGGCAACGUGGGCACCGUGGUGGAGAUCGGCCGCGCCGGCAGCCCCACCACCCCCGACAAGACCGUGGUGGUGCAGUGGGACCAGGGCAACAGGACCAACUACCGCACGGGCUUCCAGGGGGCCUACGACCUGCUGCUCUAUGACAACGCCCAGAUUGGUGUCCGUCACCCCAACAUCAUCUGCGACUGCUGCAAGAAGCACGGCAUCCGUGGCAUGAGGUGGAAGUGCAAGAUGUGCUUCGACUACGACCUGUGCACUCAGUGCUACAUGAACAACAAACACGACCUGUCCCACUCCUUCGAGCGCUACGAGACGGCACAUUCCCAGCCAGUCCUGGUGAGUCCUCGACAGAAUUUGACUCGCAUCACCUUAAAAGGGACUUUCCAGGGGGCUAAAGUGGUCCGUGGCCCUGACUGGGAGUGGGGUAACCAGGAUGGAGGCGAAGGUAAAACGGGCCGCGUGGUCGAUAUCCGCGGCUGGGACGUGGAGACCGGGCGCAGCGUGGCCAGCGUGACGUGGGCUGACGGGACCACCAACGUCUACAGGGUGGGCCACAAGGGGAAGGUGGACCUGAAAUGCACCGUGGAGGCUUCCGGGGGCUUCUACUACAAGGAGCAUCUCCCGAAAUUAGGAAAGCCAGCUGAGCUGCAGAGGAAGGAGAGCACAGACAGACACCCAUUCCAGCACGGGGACAAGGUGAAGUGCCUGCUGGACAUCGACAUCCUGAGGGAGAUGCAGGAGGGCCAUGGAGGCUGGAACCCCAAAAUGGCAGAGUUCAUUGGCCAGACAGGGACUGUGCACAGGAUCACGGACAGAGGGGACGUGAGGGUCCAGUUCAACAGCGAAACCCGCUGGACUUUCCAUCCUGGAGCCCUGACCAAGCUGAACACGUUCUGGGUGGGUGAUGUGGUCCGGGUGAUCGAUGACAUGGAGACAGUGAAGCGGUUCCAGCCUGGCCACGGCGAGUGGACGGACGAGAUGGCCCCUACCCUGGGGCACAUCGGGAAGGUGAUCAAGGUCUACGGGGACGGAGAUCUGCGCGUGUCGGUGGGAGGGCAGUCCUGGACGUUCAACCCUGCCUGCCUGACAGCAUACCAGAGGGAGGAGGAGGCAAACCUCAUGACCACAGAGAGUGCAAAGGAGUCAAAGAGUACUUUGGUGGCUGUUCUGGAGAAGCUGCUGUCCCAGAAGACAGAGUCAGAGCAUGCUGGGUGCCUGGUCAUUUGUGCAGCCCUCAACAACACAGCCAAGGUCCGGGAGCUCCUGCAGAAAUACCCGGACAAGGUCGAUGCCAAGAACCAGGGCAGGACUGCCCUGCAAAUUGCCUCCUACCAGGGGCACCUGGAGGUGGUGAAGGCUUUGCUGCAGGCACAUGCCAGCGUCAACCUGCGGGACGACGAGGGGGACACGGCGCUGCACUACGCGGCUUUCGGAAACCAAGCUGAGGUUGCCCGUGUGCUCAUUGGCAAAGGAGCCAGCGCAGACCUGUUGAACAAUGCCAAGUGCACGGCGCUGUACGUGGCUGUGAGCCAGGGCUUCACCGACGUGGUGAGGGCCCUCUGUGAGCUCAACUGUGAUGUCAACCUCCCGGAUUCCCAGGGAGACACCCCCCUGCAUUAUGCCAUCACUCUGGAUUACAAAGUGGUUAUUGAGAUUCUCACUGAAGUACCCAACAUAGACUUCACUGUCCAGAAUGGCCAAGGCUUCAACCUGCUCCACUAUUCUGCUCUGAAAGGCAACAAGCUAGCCAUAAAGAAGAUUCUGGCAAGAGCUCGGCAGCUGGUUGACUCCAAGAAGGAAGAUGGUUUCACUGCCCUGCACCUUGCUGCUCUCAACAAUCACAUGGAAGUGGCAGAAAUUCUCAUCAAAGAGGGCCGCUGCGACGUGAACCUCAAAAACAACCGGAACCAGACCCCUCUGCACCUGGCAGUGAUCCAGGGCCACGUGGGGAUGGUGCAGCUGCUGGUGGGCGAGGGCAGCGACGUCAACGCCGAGGACGAGGACGGGGACACGGCCAUGCACAUCGCCCUGGAGAGGCAGCAGCUCAUGGCCCUGGCCAUGGAGAAGCGCGAGGGGGACAUGGGACCCUCCCUCCUUGCCAAGCUGCAGGCUUCUGGCUUUCUUGGAAACGUAGAGCUGAAUGUGGGGACUGCAAUUGCCUGCUACUUAGCACAAGAAGGAGCAGAUAUCAAUUAUGCAAACCACAGAGGAAAAUCUCCUUUAGACCUCAUUACAGAUGGGAGGAUUAUCCAGAUUGUCAAAGACUUCUCACAGAAAUUCAGGGAACAGCAGGUUUCUUCGGAGAGCUCCACCAUCACCUGCAGCCUUCGCCGUGUGCACACCACGCCCAACACCAUGACCAACCUCAGCGUGUCCAGCGUGGCCGUGCCCACAGAGUGCCUGGUCUGCUCAGAGCUGGCCUUGCUCAUCCACUUCUUCCCGUGCCAGCACAGUAUUGUGUGCGAAGAAUGCUCCAGGAGGAUGAAGAAGUGCAUCAAAUGUCAAGUGACAAUAACCAAAAAGCUGAAACAAGACAGCACGGAGGUGGAGUGCAGCCCCAGCUCGGAAUCCACGGACCAGAGGAAGCUCAUGGAGGAGCUGCAGAGCCGCUACCGGCAGAUGGAGGAGAGGAUCACCUGCCCCAUCUGCAUCGACGACCAGAUCAAGCUGGUGUUCCAGUGCGGGCACGGCUCCUGCCCCGACUGCAGCACGGCCCUCACCGUGUGCCCCAUCUGCCGCCAGGCCAUCCGAGAGAGGAUCCCCAUCUUCGUCUAGGGCUGCUCCCGCCCCUGCCUCCCCCCUCUGCCCCCUCCUUGGUUGCGUUUUGGGGGUUUGGCUCCUCCCUGCAAAGCCCUCCUGGAGGAGAGGGAGGUGUCACACACACAGCUGGUGUCGGAGGUGGCCCCUCGGCACCCCCUCCCCUGUGCUGCUCCUCCAUCAUAAACAGCUCUGACCCGUCUGCCCGGGGUAAAAGAGCCCUUCUGGAGCAGAGAGAUGGACAGAAUUCCACGUGGAGAUGUUCCCCACUGGCAUCCAGCUCCAGGACUGCACCACAGCCAGUGCCCUGCGGGGUGGGUUUCCCUGGACUGCCCUGGAAGGAGAGACUGGAGCAGGAUGUUCCUCACCCCUCAUCCCGUGGCAGGUGGAGCAGGAUGUUCCUCACCCCUCAUCCCUUGGCAGGAGGUGGAAGAGCACACGCUGCACUUCCCCCGAGGAGAUCCCAGCUGCC